AUGAAGCAAAAUCAAAAAAAUGAGGAAACUCAAACAAAAAUCUACAAAUAAAAAAUCUAAAACUACAUAAAUCAUUAAAAAAGAGACCCAAGAAUUAAAGAUAUGACUAAUGAAAAGAUCCUAACUAAAUUGUUAUUAGAUUCAUUGAUGAUAGAAGAUAAUCAAUAAUAUAAUACAAGAAUUUUUGAUGUUAUCAAAGAAUCUAUUUGGAGUUAUCAAAUUAAAAGUAAAUCUAUCCUAUAAAAUAGAAUAAAUUCUUAAUAAGAUCAUUAAUAAAAAUGAUAAAAUAUAAUCAAUUGUUUCUUCAAUGUUAUUAAUAUUAGAUGGAUAUUUUAAUUACAAUAGUAAGAAAGUCAACUUGAUCUACUUAAAAGUUCCAUAUGUUUUGAGAUAUCAAAGUUUUUUUUUAUUUCAAUCUACAGAAAAUUUCAGUGUUUUAUUUGAAGUUGGCUUACAUAAAUAGUAUAAUGAUACCAAACAAUAAGUAAAUCUAAAAAUUUAUAUUAGUAUUGUUAUUUUGAUAUCUUUUAAAAAAUUACUUUUAUAGAAAUCUUCUUUUUUUAAAAAGGUUAAGAAAUUACAGAUGCUAUAUAAGAAUAUUAAAUUAAUAAUUCAAAAGAUUUCUAUAGAAUGGAAUUAGACUAAAUAGAAUGUGUUAGUGUACCAUUAACAGGAAACGAUGCCAAAUAGUAAAGCUACUUAUUUUAAGUUUAAAAUAAAAUUUGGCCUGAAUCAUUAUAUUUUUAAUAAAGUUAGAAUAUAAUUUAAUGGAUUCCUUUAAAAUUUAAAUAACUUAUAGAAAAUAAAUCGGAUCUCUUAUUUAAAGGAUAGUUUAUAAAGAAAUCUUAUUAUGAAAAGUUAUCAAAUUAAUUUCAUUAUGAAUAGAUUGGAAAUUAAAAUAAGUAUAAAUUAAUAUAAUUUGUUGAUUUUGAAUCUGUAGGCAAAAUUUUAGAUUUAUUGUAAAGAUCUUAAUAAUUUAAAAUAAAACUAUCGGAUUAAGAAAGAUAAAUUGUUACUACAAAGAAUAAUGCAUUAGUUAUUGGUAGAAGUGGAACAGGAAAAACAACUAGUACUGUAUUAAGAAUAUUUGCUACAGAAAUGUUAGUAAAAGUAAGAAGCAAACUACUUGGUUAAAAAAGAAUAUAAUUUUUGUAAGAUUAUUAGGGAAAAGAAGUUUAAAUUCAUUCUUUAUUUUCAACUGCUAAUAAGUAUUUAGUUUAAGAAGUGGAAAAGUAUUAUCAUAAAUUAGAAAAAUAAGCUUAAGAAGUUAUAAAUAGUCAUAGAGAUUCAAAGACUUUUAAUUUAGAUGAAUCAUUGUAAUUUAAAACAUUUAGUAAAUUAGUGUUUCAAUUAAUGAAAGUGUCAUAUCAAACUAUGAAUCUGAUAUAUUAGAUUUUGUUUCACUUUAGCCAGAGGAAUACUGCCCAUAUAAUCAAAAUAGAGGAAUUCAUUAAUUAGACAAACAAAUAUUGAAUGAAUAAUCAUUGUAAUAAACAAAGUUUCCUGGUUUUUUAUCUACAGAAUAGCUUCUAAUUCUUUUAGAUAAAACAUCUUUAAAUCCAUUUUUCUCAAUCGAAAAAAUUAAUAAAUUUAGAUUAAAGCACAGUAACAAAAUUGGAUUCUAAGAUUUCAAUGGAAUAAAUCUAGAUGAAUGGUUUCCUUAAAAUAAAAAUGUUUAAUCUUAAUCCUCUUUUUCAAAUGAUAUUCAACAUAAAUAAGAUAUCAUUUUACCUGAAGUUGAUUUUAUGUUAUUUUAUUUAUAAUUUUGGCCUUAGGUUUGUGGAAGAGGAAGAAACAAUUUUGAUAAUACUGCUCUUCCAUCAUUAAUAUGGACAUAGAUAUACUCAUACAUUAAAGGUUCUUAAUAUUCAUAUAUUUACCCUGAUAGAUGUCUUCCUUUUCAUUUAUAUAAAGAAAGAGUUGGAAAUUAUUUGAGUGAAGCAUAGAUGAUAGAAAUUUAUGAUUGCUUUUUAAAAUAUGAGAUUUGGAAAGAAAAAGAAUAAUAUAUAGAUCAAUUAGAUCUGAUUAAUUAAUUAUUAAUUAAUAUAGAAUAAAAUGAAUUAAUUCGAUUUCCUUUUCAUUAUUCUUAUAUUGAUGAAGUGUAAGAUUUACCUUAGGCUAUGAUUGAACUAUUUUGUAAAAUAACAGAAUAAGGAAUAAUAUUUUGUGGUGAUUCAGCUUAAAGUAUUCUGAAGGGAGUAGGAUUUAGAUUUUCUGAUCUAUAAACUAUUUUUAAAACUUCAAAAAAAAUAGGAUCUAAUUAAUUAGAGAAAUUUUAAGUUUAUUAAUUAACCAAAAAUUUUAGAUCUCAUAAUAAUAUACUUUAAUUGGCUAAUUGUAUAAUUAUANUACAGAAAUGUUAGUAAAAGUAAGAAGCAAACUACUUGGUUAAAAAAGAAUAUAAUUUUUGUAAGAUUAUUAGGGAAAAGAAGUUUAAAUUCAUUCUUUAUUUUCAACUGCUAAUAAGUAUUUAGUUUAAGAAGUGGAAAAGUAUUAUCAUAAAUUAGAAAAAUAAGCUUAAGAAGUUAUAAAUAGUCAUAGAGAUUCAAAGACUUUUAAUUUAGAUGAAUCAUUGUAAUUUAAAACAUUUAGUAAAUUAGUGUUUCAAUUAAUGAAAGUGUCAUAUCAAACUAUGAAUCUGAUAUAUUAGAUUUUGUUUCACUUUAGCCAGAGGAAUACUGCCCAUAUAAUCAAAAUAGAGGAAUUCAUUAAUUAGACAAACAAAUAUUGAAUGAAUAAUCAUUGUAAUAAACAAAGUUUCCUGGUUUUUUAUCUACAGAAUAGCUUCUAAUUCUUUUAGAUAAAACAUCUUUAAAUCCAUUUUUCUCAAUCGAAAAAAUUAAUAAAUUUAGAUUAAAGCACAGUAACAAAAUUGGAUUCUAAGAUUUCAAUGGAAUAAAUCUAGAUGAAUGGUUUCCUUAAAAUAAAAAUGUUUAAUCUUAAUCCUCUUUUUCAAAUGAUAUUCAACAUAAAUAAGAUAUCAUUUUACCUGAAGUUGAUUUUAUGUUAUUUUAUUUAUAAUUUUGGCCUUAGGUUUGUGGAAGAGGAAGAAACAAUUUUGAUAAUACUGCUCUUCCAUCAUUAAUAUGGACAUAGAUAUACUCAUACAUUAAAGGUUCUUAAUAUUCAUAUAUUUACCCUGAUAGAUGUCUUCCUUUUCAUUUAUAUAAAGAAAGAGUUGGAAAUUAUUUGAGUGAAGCAUAGAUGAUAGAAAUUUAUGAUUGCUUUUUAAAAUAUGAGAUUUGGAAAGAAAAAGAAUAAUAUAUAGAUCAAUUAGAUCUGAUUAAUUAAUUAUUAAUUAAUAUAGAAUAAAAUGAAUUAAUUCGAUUUCCUUUUCAUUAUUCUUAUAUUGAUGAAGUGUAAGAUUUACCUUAGGCUAUGAUUGAACUAUUUUGUAAAAUAACAGAAUAAGGAAUAAUAUUUUGUGGUGAUUCAGCUUAAAGUAUUCUGAAGGGAGUAGGAUUUAGAUUUUCUGAUCUAUAAACUAUUUUUAAAACUUCAAAAAAAAUAGGAUCUAAUUAAUUAGAGAAAUUUUAAGUUUAUUAAUUAACCAAAAAUUUUAGAUCUCAUAAUAAUAUACUUUAAUUGGCUAAUUGUAUAAUUAUAAUACUUGAACUUUUAUUUCCUCAUAGUUUAGAUCACUUACAAAAAGAAAUUUCAAAUCUUAAAGGUCCAAAACCUGUAAUUAUUUCAAAAGCUGAUCCUUCCUUAAUUUUUUGUUAUUUAAACUAAGAUUGUGAUGCUGAAGAAUAAUGUGAAAUAGAAUUUGGCUAUAAUCAAGUUAUAAUUGUAAAAAGUGAAGAAGCAAAAGAAACUUUACCGUAACAUUUUAAAAAAGCGAGAGUACUUACAACGUACCAAACAAAGGGAUUAGAAUUUGAUGAUGUUAUUCUAUAUAAUUGUUUUAGUUCUGACCCCAUUCCAGAAUAGUAAUGGGCCUUUUUAUCUUGUCUAGAUGUAGAUGAAUCAUAUAUUGAUAAGUAAGUUUUUGAAGCAUCUAUAACAUGUAUAUUUAUAUUAAUAUAAUAGAAUUUGAGGAGUAAAAUAGUUAGUGUGAUAUAUAAUUAAAAGAAGAUGGAAAGUAAGUUGUUUAAAAAAAAAUAACUUUAAAUUAUAGAUAUGACAAAAAGAAAACUAAUGAUUAUUCGACUCUUUGUAAUGAAUUGAAGAUGUUAUAUGUUUGUGUAACUAGGGCUAAAAAGAGAGUAAUUAUUUAUGAUGAUGACCCAUCAUAGAGGUAUCAUAUAGAAAGAAUUCUAAAAUAAUAUUAGGUUUGUGAUUUUAUAAGUAAUGUUGAUUAAAUUUAUCAAAUAACCUAAAAAAAUAAGAAAGUUUUUGAAAAGAAUUAAAAUAAAUUACAACAAGAAAUUCAAUAAAGAUAGCCAAGAAUAUUGAAUGAUGAGGAAAGGUAAAUAUGGGAAACAUAAGGACAAUUGAUGUUUUAAAAAAAGCUUUAUGAUGAAGCAUAGAAGUGUUUUUAGAGAUGUAAAAAUUAAAGAAUGGCUAAAUUAUCUGAAGCGUUUCUAUUUGCGGCUAAAGGAUCUUAAAAAUUAGCUAACUAUAAAUCAUAUAAAAUUUAAUUUAAAAAAAAUGGUACUUUAGAUCUUAAAAAAAAAUUGAUGAAUUAGAAUCAUAAUUAAAAUAAGAUUUUCAAAUAGCAGCAUAAACAUUUUUAGAUCCUUUAAUAAAUGAUUUAUAAUAAGCAGCAAAUUGUUAUUACUCUGGUAUGAUGUAUGAAGAGAGCGUUAUUUUGUUUUUAAAUUUAGAAUUAUAUCCAUAAGCUGCAAAAAGUGCAAAAAAGUAAAAAUAAAUUUUGUUAGCAAUUCUAAUUUAUUUUAAUUUAGGUGAUCAUAUGAAUUUAUUAAAAUUACUUUCAGGAAAUAAUUAAAAUGAGGGUUUCCAAUAUGGGUUUUUCAAAUAUGAUUUCCUAAAAGAAUGUUAAAAUAAGGGCCUUUUAAAUAAAGAUGAAGUAAAAUACUAUCUAUUAAAUUAAUUAUAAGAUUUUUAACAAAAUGUUUUCCAUUUAUUAGUUUAGAAAUAAAACAAUAUUGGCAAUAAUAUAGUAGAAAAAGAUAAUUUUAUAUAAAAAAGUAUUUCAAAAAACAUUUUAGACUAAGUUCCAAUAAAAGACCUUUUUGAUAAUGAAAUAAAUAGUAUACUUAAAUCAUAAAUUUAUAUUAAUGAUGAUUUAGAAGAAAUGAUUUAUGAAGAAUUCAACAUAUUUUGGGAACUUUAUUAUGAGAUAAUAGAUUAAAAAAUGAUAAUCAACAUGCAUUCAAAAUAAGAAAUUUCUAAAAUUGUUAAUUCAGAAUAGUAAAUAUAUAAAAAUGAAUCAUUAAAAUAAUUUCUUAUUGAAGUUUUUGAGUAAUUAAAUUAACAUUAGGUAAUAAUUACUCUUUAUCCAGAAAAUGAAUUAUUUUAUUAGUAUUUUGAUCCAAAAAAAUAUAAACUACAGGAAUCUGAAAAAGAUGAUAUAUAGAAUAAUAAUACAUUCUAAUUUUAUGAUUAAAUGUCAAUUUUAUAGCUAUUAUUUUUAGAUAAAAUUGAAAUAUUAAGAAAAUCUAUUAAAUCCUUAAAUGAAAACUAAAAAUUAUUAUAUAAAGAACUUAAUGAUUUAUUGUUAAAAAAGGAAGAACUUUAAGAUAUUAAAGAUGAAAAUUUAUUCCUUAUUAAGAAUUACUAUCUUCUUAACUAUUAUUUUAAAAACUAUAAACAAAAUCUUAAUAAAUAAAAUCUGGAUAAAUAUGAUCCUCCGAAAUAUAACACAUAUGAAGAGUAUUUAAGAAAAUUUGUAAAAAUAAAUUUUCCUGUUAAAUUCAAAUUAUUUUUUUAAUUUCAUGUCAAAAUUAACAAUAAUUGUGAAUUAAAUGAAGAAGAUAUAUAAGAGUUAUUUAAUUUAAAAAAUUAGAAGGAAUAAUUUAUGAUUAUUUUACAUUUUUUUCUCUAUCAUAAUAAGAGAUUUGAGGAAAAAUUCAUUAAAAAUUUUAAUUUUUAAUAACUUUUAUUUUUAGGAAAAUUUUUAAUAAUGAUAGUUCAUCUAUUUAAAGUUGAUUAAGAAAAUAAUUAAUAUCAUUAAGAUGUAUUUUCAUCUAUUUGUUCGAUAUUUGGAGCCUAUAAUUCAAAAUCCAAACUUCUUAAUCUUUUUGGAUCAAGUAUAACAUUUUAUUUUAUGAUUGAUGACACUUAAGGAUUAACUCUAAUAGAAAAUUUUGAAAUUGAAUAAAAAAUUUAAAACUUACUUACAUAGAAAAUAAAUUAACUACCGAUUCUAUAAAUACUAUUUAAUAAUAUGAUUUAAUAAAAAGGUUAUAUUAAUAAUAACCANUAUACUUAAAUCAUAAAUUUAUAUUAAUGA
Paramecium pentaurelia is the source of this 6355-nucleotide messenger RNA. Lineage: Eukaryota; Ciliophora; Oligohymenophorea; Peniculida; Parameciidae. The record is from the annotation of a GenBank genome assembly.